AUGCAUAGUCAAGAAGCUGGUGCAUCAUCCAAUAAUCAGCCACAAUCUGAAAACAUCGAAUUAACAGAUAAUGUACAUGGCAUGGAGGAAGAAACCCAUGACAGCGUGGAAGUCGGGAGCAGCACAACUGAUAGAUUACUAUCUCCACAGUUUAGAGAUAGAGCUGCAAGACAUAUAGACCAAAUAGGUAGAAAGUUUAAUAUAUUAGACCGUGUCUUUAGAAGACGAUCUCAUAGCCAAGGCGAAGGCUUUGACGGAGUUUUUAGUAAUUUGGCAGCCAAACCUGACAACGAAGAAGGCAAUACAAAUGAAAAUAAUGACGUACCACCAACCUAUGACGAAGCUGCCGCAGACAUGGUUCCCUCAUACUACGGAAUGGAUUUAAGUAGCUCUAGCAUGUAUUAUGAUGAAAUUUGUAUCGAAGGCCUACCAGUAGGUAAUAUCGCUAAUCUAUUAUGGAACAUUAUUGUUAGUGCAAGUUUUCAAUUUGUGGGAUUUUUGAUAACGUACAUUCUUCAUACUUCACAUGCGGCAAAGCAAGGGUCGAGGUUUGGUCUUGGUAUAACCUUUCUAGGUUAUGCGUAUUCAAUGAUUCCUAAUAAUGUCACGUCAAAGGUUGGUAAGCAUAAGACUCUUAACAGGGUAGAACUUUCAGAUCCAAAUUCUUUCGAUGAUAUCCAUUUAUAUUCAAACCCAAGUACACAGGACGAAUUCGAAUCGAACCUCAGCCAUGGGAUCGACGACGAAAAGCAAGACCUACCGAUACUUGCCAUUUUCAUUAGUCUCUUAGGUAUAUUUAUAUCAAUAAAGAGUAUAGUUGAUUACGUCAAAGUUAAGAAAUUGGAAGCGAAAUAUAUGGCACAAGAACAACCACAGGAAGUAUGA
Messenger RNA from Kazachstania africana CBS 2517, 885 nucleotides. It is a transcript of the gene BSD2, whose product is annotated as Bsd2p. Gene Ontology annotation, biological process: vacuolar transport; metal ion transport; positive regulation of protein ubiquitination. The record is from RefSeq and is a predicted model, not a curated record. Gene Ontology annotation, cellular component: endoplasmic reticulum; perinuclear region of cytoplasm; Golgi apparatus. The coding region runs from base 1 to 885 and encodes 294 amino acids. The transcript has a single exon. NCBI's taxonomy places the organism in Eukaryota, Fungi, Ascomycota, Saccharomycetes, Saccharomycetales, Saccharomycetaceae.